AUGGCGGCUUGGCAGCUACCGGACGACUUCCGGUGUCCGAUUUCUCUGGAGAUAAUGACCGACCCGGUGAUCCUCUCAUCCGGGCACACCUUCGACCGGGCCUCCAUCCAGCGGUGGCUCGACUCCGGCCACCGUACCUGCCCAAUUACCAAACUGCCCCUCCCGAAGCACCCUUCUCUCAUCCCCAACCACGCCCUCCGCAGCCUGAUUUCCAACUUCGCGCUCUCCUCCUUGCCGCCGGCGAAGCCCCACCCGCCGUCCUUCCAGCAGGACCCCCAUGCUCUCGUCUCCACCCUAACCUCCCGGUCCUCCGACAUCGCUUCGAAACUCGACUGUCUCUCCCGCCUCGUCAAGCUCGCGAAGCGCGACCCGGCCUCCCGCCGCCGUCUCUCCGAGUCCGGUACUGUCUCGGUGGUCCUCCGCUGCAUCGACUCCGACGACCCCGUCAUGCAGGAGAAAGCUCUCAGCUUGGUGCUCAACCUCAGCCUCGACGACGACAACAAAGUGGGGCUGGUUGCGGAAGGGGCGAUCGGGAAGAUAGUGGCUGCACUGAGGGGCAAUUUUGCUAGCUGCAGGGCCCUCGCUGCCACUAUCAUCACGAGCCUCGCGGUCGUGGAGGUAAACAAGGCCUUAAUCGGGGAGUACCCUUUUGCAAUUGAGUCGCUGAUUGCCCUCCUGACGGACGGGAACGGCCGGGAGAAGAAGGAGGCCGCGACUGCCCUGUUUGCCAUCUGUUCCUUCUCCGAUAAUAGGAAGCGGGCCGUUGCUAGUGGGGCCGUCCCGAUUCUGCUCAGUAUCGCGGAUUCGGGCCUUGAGAGGGCCGUCGAGGUGUUGGGUUUGCUCGCCAAGUGCAAAGAAGGGAGGGAGGUGAUGGCGAGGUUUAAUGGGACUGUGAGGAUUUUGGUUCGUGUUUUGAGGACUGGGGGAUCGAAGGGCGUGCAAUAUGCUCUCCUGACCCUGUACUCGCUCUGUUGUUACAGCGGGAGAAUGGGUGUCGCAGUUAGGAAGGAAGGAGUUUUGGAGGAUUGUUGGAGGUUGGUCGAGGAUGAGAAUGAGAAGAUCAGGAGGAAUGCUUCAAAUCUGGUUCAGGUCCUUGGAGGGGAUUGCUCGAUGAGGUGAUCGGGCGAUCGGAUCGAUAAAGGAUCGGGCUUUUUUGGGACGAGGAGGUGAGUCGGUGCUUUGUUGUUGUUGAUGUGCUUGUCAUCUUCUUUGUUGGGAUAGAUUCUGUACAAAAGGGAAAAGAUUAGAUUAUGGCAAUGAGGAUAUGUUCUUUGUAUCUUGUACAUUUGAAUAACUUAUGGUGGCCAUGAACUGGUGGCUGAAAGUUCAAAACUUGUAGACAUUUAAUAGGUUAAGGUUCCGGAUCCGGAACUGCUAUAGGAUACUUCCUUUUCCUGAAUAGUCCCUGAUCAGGAAACAGUUAAUUGAACCCCUAAAAGUGGAAGUUGUUGGCGUCUUUUAAUUUGAUUGAAUUGAUUCGCAGAACCAAACAACGGUAUAAUAGAGUUAAAUAGUCCUGAUUAAAUUCAUAUUCGGGAUUUCAAAGGACAUGCCUUCAUGUGAGCCUCUGUUUUCAUUAUUUCAACUAAUGUGCUUCACCUGACCCUGACCUGUAGUAUAUGUCUUAUCCCCGGGUACAUAUACCCAUGUAUUUAUUAUUACUGGUUGAAGGUGAUCAUACUUAUACUUUGUUCUUGCUGAGAGCUUGCAUGUGAUCAGAGUCUUGCCUAUCCUGUGAAUGACAGUUGUGGUCGGGCUGAUACGGUGUCCUGUUGUUUUGUUCUUUGUCUAUUUGUUCCCUUUUCAUCCCCUGUUUUAUGGGUUAAUAUAGAUGUAGUCCGUUGGUGUCAUCAUAUUCAACUUUUUGUAAUUGAAGUUGUCGACAAUAUUACAGUUAUAUGAUAUCCUCUCUGUGUA
Messenger RNA from Punica granatum (pomegranate), 1917 nucleotides. The record is from RefSeq and is a predicted model, not a curated record. NCBI's taxonomy places the organism in Eukaryota, Viridiplantae, Streptophyta, Magnoliopsida, Myrtales, Lythraceae.